UGUCGGUCUGAAACGGAAGUGUGUAUGCCGAAAUCACUUUGAUGUCUUUUUAUUUGUGACUGUGAAAGAUGACGGGCUUGUCGGAAAAGCCAAUUCUGAUCGACGGUCGUGGCCAUUUGCUUGGUCGCUUGGCCUCCGUCAUUGCCAAGCAGAUUCUGAACGGACGCAAGGUAGUGGUCGUUCGCUGCGAGGAUCUGCAACUGUCCGGACAUUUCUUCAGGAACAAGAUAAAGUUCCUCGCAUAUCUUCGCAAACGGUGUAAUGUCAACCCUGCUCGUGGUCCAUUCCAUUUCCGUGCUCCCAGCCGUAUGCUGUGGAAGGCCGUUCGCGGUAUGGUGCCCCACAAAACUAAGCGAGGACACAACGCCCUGAAGCGUCUGAAGGUCUACGAAGGCAUUCCGCCACCGUACGAUAGACAAAAGCGCUUGUGUGUCCCCGUCGCCAUGAGACAGCUUUGCCUGCGGCCGGACAGGAAGUACUGUGAAGUUGGCCGUGUUGCCCAUGAAGUUGGCUGGAAGUACCGUGACGUUGUCAACAACCUGGAAGCCAAAAGGAAGAUCAAGUCCCGUAUGUCAUACUUGCAUAAGAAGAAGUUGAAGAAACUGACAUGGAAGGCACGCACCACCGUUGCCGACAAGGUCAAGGAUCAGGAUGCCGUUCUCAAGAAAUACGGAUACCUCACCUCCGAGUUCGAGAAGAAAUGUAGUCGGCCUGUUCUCAACGCUCAGCCAGCUAAGCUAGGAAAGAAGAAGCGUCAGGCCGCUGCUGGUGCAGAUAAAUAAUGUCUUGCUCUGCGAUGUUGAAGACAAACAACUAAUAAAUUUGAAACAAGUUUAUCCGCUA
Molecule: messenger RNA, 843 nt
Organism: Ochlerotatus camptorhynchus
Lineage: Eukaryota; Metazoa; Arthropoda; Insecta; Diptera; Culicidae
Gene: RpL13A
Product: ribosomal protein L13A
Exons: 4
Coding region: 69-782 (237 amino acids)
Biological process (GO): translation; negative regulation of translation
Cellular component (GO): cytosolic large ribosomal subunit; ribosome
Molecular function (GO): mRNA binding; structural constituent of ribosome
Source: RefSeq, a predicted model, not a curated record